UUUGAAUACAACGCCGGGAGAAAUGUAUAAAAGAUUUUGCUCCGACGGUUAAAGCAUCAGUCGCUCAUUUGGUAUCAAAGCAUCCAAACCUAUCUAAUUAACCAUGAAAGUGAUCAUUGUCGCCCUCGCCCUUGUGGCUGUUGUCGCUGCUCACCCCGUCGCAGAAACUGAACCAAUUAAAAUUCUUCGCUCACAAUUUGAUGCCACUCCUGAAGGUGGCUACGCUUUCGACUUCGAAACAGAAAAUGGCAUCAAACGCUCUGAGCAGGGCGAAGUAAGGGAAGCUCUUGACGAGGAAAACAAGCCUCACCCUGUCGUAGUAGUCCGUGGAUCUUACUCAUACGUCGAUGUAAACGGUAACCCCGACACCAUUACCUACUAUGCUGACGAGACCGGUUACCAUCCCGAGGGAGCCUCCAUCCCCAAGGUCCCAUCCCCAUCCAGGAGAUAAACAAUGAAUAACAUCGCUGACACCAAGGAAUUCAAUGUGUAAUUGAUUAACUAUAACCAUUCUUAAUCAAUUAUUCAUGGAAAAAUAUAAGGAUAAUUCGUCUUAAAAAUCAAUAUCGCUUAAAGGCGCAGCAUCCGCCAUAAAGCUCUUGCUUCUUUCUAUAAUUUGAUGCUCACUGCCAUAUUUUUGUACGUUUUUAUUUUUUGUUACGUUAAGAUGAUUUGCACAGAAAAUAAAGUUCAUUGAUUAAGUA
This is a messenger RNA of Vanessa tameamea, 704 nucleotides long. It is a transcript of the gene CPR46, whose product is annotated as larval cuticle protein 1-like. NCBI's taxonomy places the organism in Eukaryota, Metazoa, Arthropoda, Insecta, Lepidoptera, Nymphalidae. The transcript is spliced from 3 exons. Gene Ontology annotation, molecular function: structural constituent of chitin-based larval cuticle. The coding region runs from base 104 to 451 and encodes 115 amino acids. The record is from RefSeq and is a predicted model, not a curated record. Gene Ontology annotation, cellular component: chitin-based extracellular matrix.